AAGCCUAUAAAAUCGCAGUGCAGUUUGUAACAUAACACCAGACACAUAACCACUAAUUUUUUUUUCGAUCAAUUAUUCAAUUACCACCAUGACUGAAGAAGUGCAGAAAAUAUCUGAAGCGAUUGUCGACCAAGAGAAAGAAAAAUCGGUCCCCAAAUUUCAGUUCCAUUCCAUACCUGAAUCCAAGACUGCUCCAUUUACCGACAAUUUCAUCCUCUCUGAAGGUUUCGGAGUGAACCGGGUGGAUUCGUCCUCACUCCGGAAUUCGGUCGAAACUACGACGAAUUUCUUGAUUUCCAGAUAAGAAAAGACGAUGCCUGGGUGGUUACCUUCCCAAAAUGUGGAACCACUUGGACUCAGGAAAUGGUUUGGAUGUUGAUCAACGAUUGCGACGCCGAACUGGCGAAACAAUCGCCGCUGACCGUUCGAGCUCCGUUUCUCGAAGUGUCUCGCGUCGAAAGUAUGGAGUCCUCUCCGCCGGAGAUGUCUGAAUUUAUGCCUCCUGUAAGCGCUAUUGAUCAAAUGACUUCGCCGAGAGUCAUCAAGAGUCACCUUCCAUUCUUUUUACUUCCGCCCAAAUUGCUCGACACAUGCAAGGUGGUGUACGUAGCUCGGAAUCCUAAAGACGUCAUUGUUUCGUUCUACCACCAUCACAAGCUCAUGAAGAUGCAAGGUUGUGACGGAAACCUUGAAAAUUUCGCCGACUAUUUCAUGAAGGAUCAAGUAAUAUUCUGCCCGUAUUUUCCGCACAUUUUGGACGCUUGGACUAAGCGCAGUCACCCCAACAUGCUUUUCAUAUUUUAUGAAGACAUGAAAAAGGAUCUGCGCGGUGAAGUCGAAAAGGUGGCUACAUUUCUGGGGAAACCACUAACCGAGGAGAAAAUGAUUAAACUUUUGGAGCAUCUGAAAUUCGACAACAUUUCCAAAAAUGAAUCAGUCAACUUUGAAAUCGGAAAGAAAAUCGGAUUCAUGAACCAAGACGGAGCCUUCAUUCGGAAAGGUAAAACAGGUGAUUGGAAAAAUCACUUUAGCCCCGAAUUAAACCGUCGCAUCGAUGCCUGGGUUGAAGCGAACUUGGCUGAGACUGAUUUAUGAUUCGAAAUGGAGCUAGAAAAGCAAGAUUAAAAAAUUCGUUUCUAUUUUGUUUUUCACUUCUACGAAAUACACUAAAGUCUG
Daphnia pulex (common water flea) is the source of this 1176-nucleotide messenger RNA. RefSeq names its product sulfotransferase 1C3-like. Gene Ontology annotation, molecular function: sulfotransferase activity. Gene Ontology annotation, cellular component: cytoplasm. Gene Ontology annotation, biological process: sulfation. The transcript is spliced from 7 exons. The record is from RefSeq and is a predicted model, not a curated record. Lineage: Eukaryota; Metazoa; Arthropoda; Branchiopoda; Diplostraca; Daphniidae. Bases 364 to 1095 code for a protein of 243 amino acids.